Molecule: messenger RNA, 1473 nt
Organism: Cadophora gregata
Lineage: Eukaryota; Fungi; Ascomycota; Leotiomycetes; Helotiales; Ploettnerulaceae
Exons: 2
Coding region: 1-1473 (490 amino acids)
Biological process (GO): carbohydrate metabolic process
Molecular function (GO): beta-glucosidase activity
Source: RefSeq, a predicted model, not a curated record
AUGAAUCCACAAGCAGCAGAAAAAGUCAAGGACCUCAAGGGAGUCCUCGGAAAAGAUUUCUAUUGGGGCUACGCGACAGCUGCAACCCAAGUCGAAGGAGCAUGGAAUGUUGAUGGCAAAGGGAAAUCGAUAUGGGACCAGUUCGCACACACACCUGGCAAAGUCAAGGAUGGCAGCACACCGGAUGAGGCAGUUCUCAGCUACUACAAGACGAAAGAGGAUGUUGCACUCAUGAAGUCAUAUGGAGUUACUGGAUACAGAUUUUCGCUAUCAUGGGCGAGAAUCAUUCCAUUGGGUGGGAAGGAUGAUCCUGUAAACGAGAAGGGAAUUGAAUACUACAAUGGUCUGAUUGAUGAACUACUGGCUAAUGGAAUCACACCUUUCGUGACUCUUUUCCAUUGGGAUAUUCCACAAGCAUUGGAGGAUCGAUAUGGCGGCAUGCUAAACAAAGAUGCAUAUACACCAGAUUUCGUGAGGUAUGCAGAAGUCUGUUUCGAGAGGUUUGGGGACAGAGUCAAGCACUGGAUCACGUACAACGAACCAGGUGUCUACACAUUAGCAGGCUACGCAGCUGGCGUCCACGCUCCAGCCCGAUCUUCAAAUCGCAAACUAAACGAAGAAGGGGAUUCAUCCACGGAACCGUUUAUCGUUGGGCACACUGAGCUCGUCUCACACGCAUACGCUGUCAAGCUCUACCGUGAGAAGUACCAGCCUGAGCAGAAAGGUAUGAUCGGCAUCACACUACACGGUAACUUCUCCUUGCCUUGGGAUGCCAAAGAUCCUCUCGAUGUAGAAGCAGCGCAGAGGGCUCUUGAGUUCGAGAUAGCGUGGUAUGCAGAUCCAGUACACAAAACUGGCGACUACCCCGCCUCAAUGCGAGCUCAGCUUGGAGAUCGUCUGCCGACGUUCACUCCAGAAGAAUCGAAACUCGUACUUGGUAGCUCAGAUUUCUAUGGUAUGAACAGUUAUACGACUUUCUUUGUCCGUCAUAGGAAUGAACUGCCACACAUCGAUGAUCAUUCUGGUAAUGUGGAGAAGUUGGAUACCAAUUCCGAAGGAGUGUCGAGGGGACCGGAGAGUGAUACGUAUUGGCUGAGAACUGCACCGGGGGGAUUUAGGUUGUUACUGAAUUGGAUUUGGAAGAGGUAUGGCGUGCCGAUCUACAUUACUGAGAAUGGAACGACAGCGAAAGGGGAGACUGAGCCAAGCGAGAGUGUCUUGGAUGAUAAAUUCAGAAUUGAAUUCUUCGAGGGGUAUAUUGAGUCCAUCGGACGGGCCGUGAAAGAAGAUGGUGUGGAUGUGAGGAGUUAUUUUGCUUGGACGUUCACAGAUAAUUGGGAAUGGGCUGCGGGGUAUUCGGAUCGUUUUGGUGUUACAUUUGUGGACUUCCAGUCAAAGGAAAAGAAGCGAUACCCAAAGAAAUCGGCGACUGUGAUCAAAGAGCUUUUUCAGCUCAUGGUCAAGUUGGAAUGA